Molecule: messenger RNA, 720 nt
Organism: Arxiozyma heterogenica
Lineage: Eukaryota; Fungi; Ascomycota; Saccharomycetes; Saccharomycetales; Saccharomycetaceae
Gene: BUD8
Product: Bud8p
Exons: 1
Coding region: 1-720 (239 amino acids)
Source: RefSeq, a predicted model, not a curated record
AUGCUAGGUUCUAAUGAAUUUAAAAACCCAAUUAAAAAAUUAUCAUUUCAUGAAAACAUGAGAGACAGCUUACAAGAAUCCACUUCCAUACAACAUCAUAAUAUAACCAAUAUAGAAUCAUUGCAACGUUUAGAAUCAGAUAAUAUUAUCCAUGAAAUGUCAACCUUGAGAAAUGAUUUAUCUAAAAAUUUCACUACUAUAAGUCCUCAACAGACAAAUAUUAUACUGUCUUUGCCUACUAGAGAAAAUACAUUCUAUAAUGCAACUAAGGAAAUACCCGAAAACACAACGGUGGGUUACAAUAAUGAUGCAGAAGAUAUAAAUACUGAUAAAACCAAUAACCUUCUUAAUAAUGACACUACCGAGUGUCCAAUAUAUAUUCAACAUAUAGAUUUACCAUCAAUUCAUUCAUUUGAUUCACAAAGUUAUAAAUUUUGGGAGAUUUAUUCAAUUCAACGUAUGAUAUCGUUACUUAUUGUUUGCUUUAUUUUUCCACCCUUGUUCUUCAUGAUAUAUAUGGGAUCUACCUGUGGUAUAGAUGACUAUAGAUUGAUGAAAUUAAUAUUAAAUAAAGAACAUCGUAUUGGCUUGUUUCGUGGAUUCCUUUGGGACAUCGAUUUGAAUUGGGUACGUACUUUAUCAUUGUUAUUAGGAUGUGUUGAGUUAAUAAUUAUACUUGCAUCUGUUGGAAUUGGGUUUGGUGUGGGACUUACAAGAUAA